GACAUUUGGAAAGCACACUGUAUGCAGAAAAGAAAAUUGUCUUUUGAUUACUUGGAACGAGAGUCUCGACAUGGACUAUCUUCCAGGAACAGCGAGUCUGGUGAAGGAAAUUGAUAAAAAGCAGCUGGUUGUCCUGCGUGAUGGAAGAACACUUAUUGGAUACUUGCGAAGUAUAGACCAGUUCGCAAACCUGGUCCUCCAUCGAACCAUAGAGCGGAUUCAUGUUGGGAAGAAGUAUGGCGAUAUUCCUAGAGGUGUCUUUCUUGUGCGAGGAGAGAAUGUUGUCCUACUGGGAGAAAUUAACCUGGCCACAGAGGAGAACCCUAGUCUGGAGCAGGUGUCCAUAGAAGAAAUACUGGAGAUACAAAGAGAGGAGCAGCUUGUCAAACAACAGGAUGAAGAAAGGAAGAAAAAGGCCUUGUUAGAGAGAGGUUUACAGCCUCAUACAGACGGGAUAACAGACGACUUCUUCUAGAUGGAUGCCAUGGUAAUAGGUCUGAUGGAGGACAGAGCAUUAGGUGGCCGGUGUGAAAGUGUCUUGUGAAAAAUGUACGUGACUGGAGAUCAUGACGAUGUGGUUGAUUAGAAAGGCAACUGUAGUUACAUUAAGCAAAUGUUGGCCAAUGUGAAAGUGUCUUGUGAAAAAUGUACGUGACUGGAGAUCGUGACAAUGUGGUUGAUUAGAAAGGCAACUGUAGUUACAUUAAGCAAAUGUUGGCCAAUGUGAAAGUGACUUGUGAAAAAUGUACGUGACUGGAGAUCAUGGCGAUGUGGUUGAUUAGAAAGGCAACUGUAGUUACAUUAAGCAAAUGUUGGCCAAUGUGAAAGUGACUUGUGAAUUUGUUUCGCAGCUUGAGGAAAGGACUUGUUUAGGAGAAAUCUACAGCCAUUGGCCAUUGUGGAGGUGACUUCUGAUACAUAUCCAUAGCUGGUUUAUUCGAAAUCCCUGGAUCUGUACCUAGAUUUUGCAUCUAUUGGCCAGUGUGAAGGUGAUUUAUGAAUAUGUUCUGUGCCUGGUGGAUGGGACUGGUGAGAGAGAUCUACAGCCAUUGGCCAGUAUGAAGAUGACUUGUUAUGGAGAUCCUCACCUGGAAAAUAUGAGGAUAUCAUGGAUUGGAAAGGGAACUGUAGCUACAUCGUGCACUAGGAAAGCAGGAGAGAGAGACACCUGUAGCUGGAAAUUGUAAGGAUGGGUUGAUGGAAAAGCUGCAUCUGGACAGUCAGCGUAACUCGGAAGAUGGGUUUAUAGAGGAAGAACUGGAACCAGACAGUGUAACAAGGGUUUGGUCAAGAGAGAACUGCAGUGGAAGGACAGAGCUUAGGUCUGUAAUUGGAGGACUAAAAAUAAGGCUGAGAAUAUUACACCACCCUUCUUCCUGAAUAACUCCAGUUAUAUUAAUUUUUGUUAUCUUUUCUUUUACUAAGAUACUACAUGUAUUAUGUGAGAACACAAGCUCCUACCUGUGCAUAAUAUGACAGCCAAAAAACAAAGCCAGAAAUGGUGUAACAAGAUGGCUGUAUUGAGGUCAUGUUGAAAUAAUGUUUCAUGAUAUUUCUAAGGAGGAUUUGUAAGGAUCAGGGGUUGCUGGUACAAAGCAUUCGUAGGCUAUUAACUUUAUUGUGACUACCAUGGCAACGGUGUUAAAAACAUCUGUUGCCAUGGUGGUUAGUCAAGUUAGGCUACAAGCGUGUUACCGUUGCAAGCAGCCCCAGAAAGGUCCUCUGUAGUUUGUCAUAGUGUUCUGAGAAAUUUUAUUUAUGUAUUGUUCAUGAAAGGCCACUUUUUUGAUCCAUUUUUUCUGAAUGUUGGGCACAUAGGUGCGAGUAGACAAACAAAUCUGGCAGAAGACACAGCAAGAAUGAACUCCUAGAUCGGCUUUGUCAAGGUGAAGAUGAUUCCGAACAUUUCACUGUGAGUUUUGGCUGAGAUUGCCAGUAGUACAUUUAAGCGAUCAAAUUAGGGCCUCAUUUAUUAAGCGGCUCACUCUAGGCUUUCACUGGCCACGUAUGCUAAAGGCUUUUGCCUUAUGACCUUGACCAACAAGGCUGGCAGAUUUGAUCCAGCUCGCACAGGCCUGCAAACCAGGAGGCUUGGACGUCAGGUGCAGUUGGUUUGUGACCAGGAGGCUUGGACGUCAGGCCAGGCGCAGUUGGUUUGUGACCAGGAGGCUUGGACGUCAGGCCAGGCGCAGUUGGUUUGUGACCAGGAGGCCUGGACGUCAGGCCAGGCGCAGUUGGUUUGUGACCAGGAGGCUUGGACGUCAGGCCAGGCGCAGUUGGUUUGUGACCAGGAGGUUUGGACGUCAGGCCAGGCGCAGUUGGUAUGUGACCAGGAGGCUUGGACGUCAGGCCAGGUGCAGUUGGUUUGCGACCAGAUUCUUACACUCAGAAACCUGACCCACAUCACAGAAGUGACAUAUUCUUGAAUGGCAGUCAAAUAAGACUUGUCCCACAUUUUCCCACUUCACAGAUUGUACGUUUGACUACCAUUGCCAUCAUCAUUGUGAACAUUCCAUUGUCUUGGUAGUUGGAUGUGUAUUUUAACCUGUGCCAUUGUGAAAUGGGAUUCAUGGUCUUCGUGCAUACAUUUGCUUUAAAGUUUCCUUCAACUUCAAGAACAAGAUUUGGGGGCCUCCGUGGCUCAGUUGGUUAGCGCGCAGCGUAAUGACCCAGGAGUCUCUCACCAAUGCGGUGAGUUCAAGUCCAGCUCAUGUUGAGAAGGUCUGCCAGCAACCUGCGGAUGGUCGUGAGUUUCCCCCGGGCUCUGCCCGGUUUCCGCCCACUAUAAUGCUGGCCGCCGUCGUAAAAGUGAAAUAUUCUUGAGUACGGCGUAAAACACCAAUCAAAAAAAAAAAAAAAAAAAAGAACAAGAUUUAAAUAUCAUGACCUUAUCAAUGGUAUUUAAUUAUAGACUCAAUCCUGGUGGAUUGGUUGAUAAUCAACUUUUUUUGGUAAGGUUUUGCAGUAACCAAGUUCUCAUGUAUCAUUCUAACCAAUCUAACAUCAUUUAAUAUGCUUAUGAAAAAAAGUGAAGGGAAGUUGUUUUAGCAAGUUUUGCGAGAAUUAUUUCAACUUGAUGUUUAAGAAUGGUUUUACAGUACUACAUGAAGAUAGUAAUGCUAGUUUGUGGAAGGUCUAGGAAGUGAAUUAAGUUUAUCUUUUAUUUACACUAAAGUGUAAAAGUUUAAUUAAUGUAAAUAUUUACUAUUAAAUGCUAAGUAAUGGUGUAUGGAAUGUCCUGAUGGUUCUUCAUGUGAACUGGACUUUACGACAUAUGAUCACACUAAUUUUGGUUAAUUUACCGUUAUGUAUGUGGCCAGUGCUAAAUGAGGAUAACGGUGCUGCACUACUGUAAUACUUGUUUUGUUAUGGAUGAAUUCACAGUAUGGAAAUCGUGUAGUUGUUCAGACCCCUUAUUUAAUAAUUGUUUAAAAGGGAAAAUACCUGCUCAGCUGUGUGCUUUAUGUCUAUGCUCAGUGACUCAAAUGCUUAAACCUUAAUGCAUAUAAAAAUGUAUUGUGUGAAAAUAAUGAACUUUGUUACA
This is a messenger RNA of Liolophura sinensis, 3544 nucleotides long. Its product is annotated as U6 snRNA-associated Sm-like protein LSm1. The transcript has 4 exons. Gene Ontology annotation, molecular function: mRNA binding. Gene Ontology annotation, cellular component: P-body; Lsm1-7-Pat1 complex. Gene Ontology annotation, biological process: deadenylation-dependent decapping of nuclear-transcribed mRNA. The record is from RefSeq and is a predicted model, not a curated record. Bases 71 to 475 code for a protein of 134 amino acids. Lineage: Eukaryota; Metazoa; Mollusca; Polyplacophora; Chitonida; Chitonidae.